Mizuhopecten yessoensis (Yesso scallop) is the source of this 1168-nucleotide messenger RNA. Its product is annotated as deoxyribonuclease-1-like. Gene Ontology annotation, biological process: DNA catabolic process. The record is from RefSeq and is a predicted model, not a curated record. The coding region runs from base 206 to 1075 and encodes 289 amino acids. Lineage: Eukaryota; Metazoa; Mollusca; Bivalvia; Pectinida; Pectinidae. Gene Ontology annotation, molecular function: DNA nuclease activity. The transcript has 10 exons. Gene Ontology annotation, cellular component: nucleus.
UUAUUUCUAAGUACGCGUGUCUCGGGCUAGAAUUCACUCUACGCCCAGACAUCAAUAAUAAACAACGUCAACUGAACCUAUGCUGUUUGUUCUUCCAAUUCAGGUAUAAAGAGCAGAUGGCAACUGUAUAUACCAGUCCCAGGUAGCAGAUCGGCAAAUGUUAAGGUUAAUCCAGACGCAUAUUAGCCGUUGCUGACGUCACAGAAUGGGGUUUCGGAUGAUUACCACACUUCUGAUCUCGUUUCUUGUCGUUUGCGCAUGUACCGCCGCCACGCUAAAGUCUGCGCACGCUCAGCGGAAGCUCCGUACGGAUGGCUUCCUGUCUGUCUCUGCUUUCAACAUAAAGACUUUUGGAAAGGCCAAGAUGAGUAAUGCCGAAGUUGCUGAAACCAUUAAAAAUAUCGUUUUGGAGUAUGACCUGAUCCUGAUCCAGGAGAUCCGAGAUGCUAGCGGGGAGUCGUUUGCAUUGCUCCUUGAUAUGGUUAACAGUGUGGAGCCUUAUGGAAUGACCAUCAGUGAAAGACUGGGGAGGUCAUCUUACAAGGAGCAGUACGCAUAUUUUUACAGGAAGUCCGCACUCACCCUCCUAGAGACACGACUGUUCCCCGACCCCGGGGAUGAGUUCGAGAGGGAACCAUACAGCGCCCUGUUUCAAUCUACUUUUAGCUCUCAAAGUUUUGUCGUCAUGGGACUACACGCCAAGCCGGAUGACGCAGUCAGGGAAAUUGAACUGAUGGAGGCCGCUUACGAGGACGCUCUUAACACAUUAAAUAAUCCAAAUAUGAUCAUCAUGGGAGAUUUCAACGCCGACUGUUCUUACGCUAAAGAGUCUGAGCUGGCGCCAUUUUCAUUCUACUAUGACAGCACAUUUGAUUGGCUGACUCCGUGGGAUGCAGACACAACUACUUCCCGUAAUACAGACUGUGCAUACGACAGAAUCGUUGUGACCGGAAGUCUAAAAGACGACAUAAUCAGUUCAUCUGUCUACCACUUUGAAGAAACGUACCAUCUAAAUGAUGACGAGAUGAAGGCUGUCAGUGAUCACUACCCAGUGGAUGUGUUUCUCGUGGUGUGACGUCACAAUCGUAAUACAUGCGAUCUUAAAAAAUCGAAUGAAAUAGAUUAAAAUGAAAAUAAAACACAUUUUUCUCUCUCCUCUAUUGUUUGU